GAUCACCAGAAAUCAGAGCUUCAUCUGUAAUCGAUUGGUUGCCGAUCCGAUCGCCUCCAAAAAGCAUAGCUUCUCGAUAACCAGCACAACGUCGACGAUGGCCGGGGACGGGGCGGCGUGGAGGAAGACGGCGGGAAUAGCGCCUAGAAGAGAUGACAUUUUGCUGCUCUGUUGUUUCUCGAGUUGCAGACACAGGGAAACAUCAACUUUGGAAAAAUGAGUUUAUGCCACAAUCUGUCACCCAUGAAAGGUGGAACACUUGAAGUAUUUCUUGGCGAUGCUGAAGACAUUAGACACACAAAUAUUCUGGGAACACCAGUCUAUUAUGUCAUUACACAAUUGGGAAGUCACGAACACAGAAGCAGGGUAUCAAAAGUUUGAGCAAUUACCCGGGUCUGAAUUUUGGUGUUCUUAAGCUCCAACAGAAAUUUUGGAACUUUCCUGCAGAUUGAUUGAGAAAACAGUGUGCAAUGGAUAAUUUAUCGAAUUCGGAUGGAAUUUCCGAUCUGGGUUAUCAGCCUUCGACUUCUUCCGUCGACCAGAAAGAUCAGUCAAGCACAGAGACUCCGGGGUGUUCAACUCUUAGCAGUGAUUUUUUUGCACAUUGCCGGACUUAUUCAGAGACUUCAACCUUAUCAUACCCGGUGGAUGAUAGCAGCAGUUACUGCAGUGAGGCUUCUCCUUCUCAGUCUCUGGCCAUGAGACCCGAUUACCAGAAUCAGGCUGUUCUUAGUAGACAAGGGACGAAGCAGCACAAGAAGAUUGUAGAAGAUAGACUUGAUGAUCUAGAAUCACUGGAUUCAGAGCUGGAAAUGAUGAAGGAAAGAUUUUCAAAGCUUUUACUGGGGGAAGACAUGUCAGGAGGUGGCAAAGGUGUAUGCACAGCAGUCACAAUCUCAAAUGCCAUAACCAAUCUCUAUGCAACUGUUUUUGGGCAAAAUUUGAGGUUAGAGCCUAUGAAUCUUGAAAAGAAGGCAAUGUGGAAAAGAGAAAUGAACUGUCUUCUGUCUGUCUGUGAUUACAUGGUAGAAUUUAUCCCCAAAUCACAAAAAUUGCACAAUGGAACGUCUGUUGAGAUAAUAAAAAGCAGGCCAAGAUCAGAUAUUUAUAUCAACCUUCCUGCUUUGAGAAAGCUGGAUGCAAUGCUCAUAGAAAUACUGGAUGGUUUCAAGGAUAGGGAAUUCUGGUAUGCAGAACAUGGGAGCACAUCAUCAAAUUCGACUCGUUCAGGUUCAUUUCGUAGGGUUGUUCAGCAGAAAGAGGAGAAAUGGUGGGUUCCAGUGCCGUGUGUUCCUCCAGCAGGACUCUCAGAGAAAUCAAGGAAGCAUCUGCAGCACAAACGUGACUGUGCUAAACAGAUUCAUAAAGCAGCCAUGGCUAUCAACAGCAGCAUUCUUUCUGAGAUGGCAAUUCCGGACACUUUCAUAGCAUCUCUCCCAAAGAGUGGAAAAGCCAGUCUUGGGGAUACCAUUUACUGCGACAUGUAUACUGCAGACAAAUUCUGCCCUGAGUAUCUCCUAGACAGACUGAAUAUAUCAUCCGAACACGAAGCACUUGGGCUUGCUGAUCGAGUGGAAGCUUCAAUGUAUACAUGGAGAAGAAAAGCAUGUAUGAAUUAUUCAAAAUUGUCCUGGAAAGUGGUUAAGGAUCUAAUGUCUGACAUGGAGGAAGGCAACAAGAAUUAUAUCCUGGCUGAAAGAGCAGAGAGCUUGUUAUUUUACCUGAAGCAAAGAUAUCCAGGACUCGCGCAGACUUCCUUAGAUAUAUGCAAGAUCCAAUACAACAAGGAUGUGGGGCAAGCAAUCCUAGAGAGCUACUCAAGAGUAUUAGAAGGGCUAGCUUUCAACAUUGUUGCUUGGAUAGAGGAUGUUCUUUACGAGGACCAAAUGCUGAGAAAUCAAGAGUGAAAGAAACGGCAAGGAAAUUAGGCAUCAGAGAGGGAUGAUUUCCGAUCCCAAUCAUCUUCUCAAGUUAGCAAUCAGUUCAAGACAAUGAACAGAAUGUGUAUCA
Rubroshorea leprosula is the source of this 2010-nucleotide messenger RNA. The record is from the annotation of a GenBank genome assembly. NCBI's taxonomy places the organism in Eukaryota, Viridiplantae, Streptophyta, Magnoliopsida, Malvales, Dipterocarpaceae.